Messenger RNA from Lecanosticta acicola, 4739 nucleotides. NCBI's taxonomy places the organism in Eukaryota, Fungi, Ascomycota, Dothideomycetes, Mycosphaerellales, Mycosphaerellaceae. The record is from the annotation of a GenBank genome assembly.
AUGUCUGGGAGUGACAAUGGCGCUGCGGGCACUCAUGCCGGCGUCGAACAGCAGCGAGCAGGCGUAAGCCCGGGCAGGACGACUGGAGCCAGAAGCGCGAGCCCAGCUAAGAGAAGUGCUGCCGAUAUGGAGGAUGUUUCAAGUGCUCAACCAGAGCAGCAGAAGGUGAAUGGAGGACCCGCCGAUGGAGAGACGGGAACAGCGGAUUCAGACCAGGUUAUGUCAGGCAUGACACCUGCUGAAGACGAUGAGGAGACCCAGACACAAGAGACUGCCAUGACUGCUGCUGGAAGCUCUAUCACCGAGAGCAUGGACACUUCGGCAACGAGCUUCACUUCCGCGAAUGACAAGUCGCAAGUAGUGCCUCCCGCCCAUAAAGAGCCGUAUACCACAGAGCAGAUUGACAAGCAAGUCGCCAAAGUACGGGAGAUGGAUGCCAGAAAGACAGACGAAGGCUCUCGAGGAGUUGUGAUAUCGAAUAAGUGGCUUCAGCGAGUUUUGUCACGUUCUACAGAAGGACGCGGAAACAACGACUAUCCGAAGGAGGCACGAGAAGGCAAUGUCGGGCCUUUGGAUAACUCGGACAUUGUCUCCAAAGGCGCUUUCAAUGGACCAUUUCUCAAGGACACCGCAAAUCAGGCCUUUGUACCUCUCAAGCCUGGCCUUCGCUUAGACGUGGAGUUCUCAGUGCUUCCAUACGAUGCCUACGGUUACAUCGUGGGAGAGUAUGGAUACACUACUCCGACAAAGCCUAUUGUCCGGUAUGCCCACAACACAGUAGAGGAAGAUGCAUCAGUGGAGAACAUCAUGUAUGAGCUCUAUCCGCCUGUCAUCACUGUUCGGAAAGUCCCGCAAUCAACGGAAGAUUCAGCUCAAGUCAAGCCUAACAGGGCCUUGGACAAACUGCGGAUGAAGCAGGAUCGAGAAGGUCGUGGCCAGAGCAAUCCCGAUGAGGCAGUGCGACUUGUAUGCUCAGCGUCCGAUAAAGCCAUGAACUUCUUGCGUCGCGCAAAAGAAGCCGCUGGUAUCCCACAAGGGACAAAGGUGAAAGUCUGGCGCCUGCUUGAUCCGUCACAGGUCGCUGUUGACAAGCCCGAUAACACUCAGCCUGGAGUGUUAUCGCCGCCUGCGUCUAGAGCCUCAUCGCCCUCGAGAUCCGGAGACACAAAGUUGAUCGUGGAUUCUGAGACCUUCUCCCAGUUCGAGACGGGCAAGGACAUGGAGUCGGUAGAUCUCGACGACCAGACGCUUAACACGAAGUACAAUGGCCAGAGAACAUUGGACGCCAUCGCGCUUGGCUAUUCACAAACUAUUCUACUUGAGGAGCAGAAGGGCGGUCCUGGUGGGGGCGAGUUUCAAUCGGACUUGAAGAAAGGCACCAAGUCGGGGCUAGAGAAGCAGAGCACCGCGUCAAGACCUGAUUCGGCUCCAACAUCUGGCAGGAGUAGUCCGGCACCUGGCGGUAUGAUGACAAGAGGGCGAAGACGCAAGGACGGUCGAACCAUUGGUACCGUGGGACUGUCCAACCUGGGCAACACCUGCUACAUGAAUUCCGCUCUUCAAUGCAUCCGCAGUGUCGAAGAGCUCGCAGUCUACUUUCUGACGAAGACAUACAAGCCAGAGAUCAACAACGAUAAUCCACUGGGACAUCAUGGCGCCAUGGCCAACGCGUACUACGGUGUCCUCAACGGCAUCUACGGUGGUCAGAGCACCAGCUCUUUCACGCCGACCGACUUCAAGCGGACACUUGGUCGUCUGGCACCUACGUUUUCCGGAUAUGGCCAGCAAGAUUCGCAAGAGUUUUUAAGCUUCCUCGUUGAUGCCCUCCACGAAGACUUGAACCGCGUGAAGAAGAAGCCCUACAUGGAGAAUCCCGACUCGGACGACAACAAGGUCAGAGACCCUGAGUACAUCCACGAGCUAGGCGAGACAUAUCGCAACAACCACAAGGCACGCAAUGACUCCGUCGCAAUGGACCUCUUCAGUGGCUUCUACAAGAACACCAUGGAAUGCCCUGAGUGCCAGAAGGUUAGCGUCACCUUCGACCCGUACUCACUCUUGACUGUGCAGUUGCCAAUGGACGUUGCUUUCACCCACGAUAUCACGUUUGUGCCGCUCCAUGGCCAUCCGGUAAUUCAUCACAUCGACGUGGAUAAGAAUUGGACCAUCAAGACUUUGAAGGAGUACAUGGCCAAGAAGCACUCCACUGACGCAGAUCGACUAUGGAUGAUUGAGGUCUACAACCAUAAGAUCUACAAGGCUUUUGAUGACCAGAGCACUCUCGCCGAAGCCAGCAUUCAAAGCAACGACUUCCUAUUCAUGUACGAGCUCGAAGACGUACCGACGAACAAGCCAACAACGAAGAAGUCAUUUUCUAUGUACGGCAAUUACACAAAGAGUGAAGAAGACAAGGUUCCAUUGGAAGGCAUGGACUCCUCGAAAGCCGACGUGAUGGCCGUUCCCAUCUUCAACCGAUACAGAAACGAGCGCCUUCAGAAAGACUACGAUGCCGCGCUGCACCCACUGUACAUUACAGUCACGCGGGAGGAGGCCAAAGACUACGACAAGAUUCUGAAGAAAGUCCUCAUUGCUGUCUCCAACAUCACAUCAAGGAAGAUUCUCACGGAGUUUGAGAAUGAUUCGUCUCAAAACGUGCCCGAUGCCGAAGCUGAGGCCGAAACCGACAAGGAGCAAGGAAACGAAGAUGCUGCAGGCGUUAGCGAUCAUUCCGCCCAGUCUGAGGAGAGCUACGUUAACGUCUCGCGGAACAAGCAGCCCACAAAUUCCCAAGUGAACGGCGAGAGCCCAAUGCAAAUUGACGAAGACCUGCCUGCCGUACCCUAUGGCUUUAUGGAACCUGGUUACUUCCUAGCCCCAGCUCUACGGCACCAGCUUUUCGAGCUGAAAUUCGGGGAAGCCAAUGAACGCAAUAUCCAUUGCGUUGCUAUGUCGGGCUUGAUCAGCAGCUCCGUGCGCCCCAUGCAUGAUCGUGUCAAGCCUACCAAUCGGAGGGGUUCGAUGCAGUCCUCUAGCUCGGAAGAAUCUACAACUAGCACCACUUCUGGCGUGCAGGUCAAUGGCGGUGAUGAUGAGGAGAGUGAUGAAGAUGAUCCCGACAAGCCUGACAUUACGCUCGGUGGAGAGUCGACUCUUUCGGCACCUACCGUGGACGAGAGCAGUGAGGAUGAGCUGGCAAACAAUUCGCCGACGCUGUCACGAAGCAAUCUUCACGCAGACAAUGACCACUCUCGAAGUGGACGUCGCAAGAACAAGAACAGCAAGAAGGGUGGUAGAGGCAAGAAGAAUCGACGCAAUAACAAGAAAGUGACCUAUGGUAAGAACGAUAGGAAGCGAUAUGGCCAGAAGCAGAACCUCAAUUACUUCGGCUCAUCUCCAGCGAGCAGCCAGUCGGAUGACAGCCCCUACUAUAUCCAGAUUGGCGAAGGUAUCGUUCUCGACUGGCACCCGGAGGCUGCAGACAGCUUGUUUGGGGGCGAUAAGGACGACCCUGCCGAGAUGCGCGGCCAUACCUACGUCAAUCACGACGGCAAAAGCGGACCAGUCUUCUAUGACGAAGAGCUCGAGGCUAGAAAGAUGAAGCGUGCCGAGCGUAAGAAGCAUGGAAUCAAUCUCGACGAUUGCUUCGCGGAGACCAGCAAGAAAGAGGUCUUGUCCUCAGACAACUCGUGGUAUUGCAAUCGCUGCAAAGAACUACGACAAGCUGAUAAGCAGCUGGAAAUCUGGACGCUGCCUGAUAUCCUGGUCGUGCACAUGAAGCGAUUCGGUGGCAACCGUUCUUUGCGUGACAAGCUUGACGUCGCCGUCGAGUACCCCAUCGAAGGCCUUGACAUGAGCGACAAGGUUGGCCUGAAAGAGGAGGGCAAGGAGUACAUCUACGACUUAUUCGCUGUAGACAACCACUAUGGAGGUCUUGGUGGUGGUCAUUACACUGCCUACGCCAAGAACUUCUUCGACGACCAGUGGUAUGAAUACAACGGUAAGUUUGCACUUAUGCACGGAUCCUGGAAUGAUUGCUAAUCUGAACUCUAGACUCGUCGUGCUCCAAGACUACCAUUCGACCAAAGUCUGCUGCUGCAUACCUGCUAUUCUACCGUCGUCGAUCCGAUAAGCCUCUCGGCCCACAGUAUCUCCAGCAGCUCGUCACCCAAUACCGCCUCGGACGUGAGGAAGAGGCCGCGGAGAGCGAGUCGGGGGAAGGCAGGCUCGGCGGCCCAACUCACUCCUCUCAGCAACACGGUGGGUCGUCGAGCACAUUAGCAGGAGUCGCAGUCGGGAAGGGGACCAGUCUGGAGGAGAGGGAUCCCGCGGCAAAUGGUGGAACUGGAGCCGGCCACAAUCUGACACAGAAGCCGACGACGACAAUGAAUAGUAUCGGAGAAGAUGGUGGUGGCAGCGAGCGUACCCUUGAUGGGAUCCUUGGUUAUGGCAACGGUGAGAGUAGCUGGAGUUUCCAGAGACUGAGUGGAGACGACGGCGACAGCACCACGGCCCAGCUGGAUGGCAACGACGACUCAGGAUUCAAUUCCGGAGGUAGUACCUUCACGGACAUUAGUGAAUACUCGUCUGCCAACGCCACGGGAACGCGGAACUCCCCGGACAACUCGAUGCAGCACUUCGAUAUCGACGCAGGGCACGAUGGAGCGGAACAUGUCGAAGACAAGGCAGUCCACGAGAUUCAUGUGGACGACCCAGGCGAUGCAAUGCCGGAAUUGUCAUAG